Ctenopharyngodon idella (grass carp) is the source of this 3056-nucleotide messenger RNA. RefSeq names its product endothelin receptor type Ab (gene ednrab). Gene Ontology annotation, molecular function: endothelin receptor activity. NCBI's taxonomy places the organism in Eukaryota, Metazoa, Chordata, Actinopteri, Cypriniformes, Xenocyprididae. Gene Ontology annotation, cellular component: membrane. The transcript is spliced from 8 exons. The coding region runs from base 242 to 1555 and encodes 437 amino acids. The record is from RefSeq and is a predicted model, not a curated record. Gene Ontology annotation, biological process: enteric nervous system development; G protein-coupled receptor signaling pathway; regulation of blood pressure.
AUAAGAGGGAAAGCGAGAGCGAGAGAGGAGGGUGUUCACAGAUAACUCAUCUGCUCCUCACUCACACUCUCGUCUGAACGAUCCUCUGCAUCUGAAGGAAUUCCCACCGCUCUUCUGGAUUUACUCGCUGAAGAUUCGGGACGUUUCAGGUCACAGCAGCUUCAGUCCAUGAGGAGAGAGAGAGAGACAGAAGAGUUCAUCAGUGUGAUUCUGAAGAGACACUACGAGUCUUUGAUCUACGAUGCGACCCCCCAGAAUCCAUCGGGUCACGCUGCUAAUGACGGCCGUAUCCUGCCUGCUGAUUGGGCGUGGAAGCUGUCAAUCAAACUCAUCCGAUAGCUUCCAGCUCUCUGAUGACCCAGCGGCCGCCCGUGUCACUCCGGGGUCAAACCGCGUGACCCCUGACCCCAGAGCGGUCCGUCUUCCGGGAAACGGGUCGGUGCGAGCGCGUCCGCUGCCGCUGCCCCCGGCGUGUCUGAGGAGGACGUACAUCGAGGGUUUGUUCAAGUACGUCAACACGGUCCUGUCCUGCCUGAUCUUCGGGGUGGGGAUGGUGGGGAACGCCACGCUGCUGAGGAUCAUCUACAACAACAAGACCAUGAGGAACGGCCCGAACGCUCUGAUCGCCAGCCUGGCGCUCGGUGACCUCAUCUACAUCGCCAUCGACAUCCCCAUCAACGUCUACAAGCUGCUGGCGAUGCGGUGGCCCUUCGACGACAGUGUGUUCGGUCUGUUCCUGUGUAAACUUGUGCCGUUUCUGCAGAAAGCCUCAGUCGGGAUCACAGUCCUCAAUCUGUGUGCGCUCAGUGUGGACAGGUAUCGUGCCGUAGCGUCAUGGAAUCGCGUUCAGGGCGUCGGGAUUCCCGCGUCCACGGCUGUGGAGAUCGUGUGUAUCUGGAUGUUGGCUGUAGUUUUGGCGGUUCCAGAGGCCAUCGGCUUCAAAAUGGUCAGUUUUGACUACAACAACGUCACCAUCCGCACCUGCAUGCUGAAGCCGGAGACGCCAUUCAUGACGUUCUACAGGGAUGUGAAGGUCUGGUGGCUCUUUGGCUUUUAUUUCUGUGUGCCACUGGUCUGUACGGCCGUCUUCUACACGCUGAUGACCUGCGAGAUGCUGAGCAACAGGAAGGGCAGUCUGAAGUUUUCACUGAGCGAACACCUCAAACAGAGGCGUGAAGUGGCUAAAGCUGUUUUCUCUCUGGUGCUGAUCUUCGCUCUCUGCUGGUUUCCGCUGCAUCUGAGUCGCAUCCUGAAGAAGAUGGUUUAUUUUCAGAACGACGUCGGCCGCUGCGACCUGCUGAAUUUCUUGUUAGUGUUUGAUUACCUGAGUAUAAAUCUGGCCACCAUCAACUCCUGCAUCAAUCCCAUAAUCCUCUACUUCGUCAGCAAGAAGUUCAAGAACUGCUUCAAGUCGUGUUUGUGUUGCUGUUGUUAUCCGGGCGGCUCGUUGUUAAGCAGUGUCGUGCCCCUGAACGGGACCAGUUUCCAGUACAAGAACCCUGAUCAGAACGGCUUAUCAGACCGGACCGCACUGCGCAAGGACAGCUACAACUGACCUCACACACACACACACACCCGCUGAACGAGAUCACGGUGUACUGUGGGUAGACAGACACAUUAUUUCAAGUAACCCUAACUAAAGCCAUCCAGUGUGAGGAUAAACUAUGAACAUAUAUAUUUAUAUAAGUGUGCCUACUAUUAUGACAAAGAAAGUGCAUAUUUUUAGAUUUUGUACACUGUAAAAAAAAUAUUUUCGUUGUUUUCUUUUGUCAAUCAAUUUAGAUUCACUAAUGUUGUUCAGAUAACAUGAUAUUUUGAUGGUAUUUGAUGAUUUGUAGAUUCCAUUUAAUAGAUUACACUUUCAAUAAAACAUUUGUAAUUGUUUUGUAAAAGGUGUUUGGGCUGAGUUUCCGUUGCGUUUACACUGUUCUGACCAGCAGGGGUCACCAGCAUGUGGCGUUUCGAGAGCUUCGAAACUGAAUGAAUUUGCAAAGCAAUUGUUUCAAUUGAUUCUGAGUUUCAAAAAGCUUUUUCUCCCAUCAAAAUCCACUCGCAUUUAAUAAAGCAAACAACAUAUCGUAAUAUACUGUAUAUAAUAAGCGAAAGGAGCGUGAGGGAGUUCCUUUCACUUCUCCCACUAGCUCUGCUGUCCUUACGCCAGAAGCGGAAGCCCGCUCUGUGGCUUCUUCUGUGGAAAAAGAGGACUCAUUGCUCGCUUAUGAUUCUGACAAUAUAGAAAGCGUGUUGUCAGACUCCCCUGAUCUCAAGUGGCGCACUAGCAACUGACGCUAGAGACUGCAGUGUCCCUUGUUAGUGCGCCCGCCUCCCAUGCCAGAGACCCGGGUUUGAAUCCCGCUUGGAGCAGGCUGAGUAGGACUGGAGGGGUUAAACUGGUGCCAUGACCUGGAUGGGAAUGAGGUUUAGGGGGGUGAGUGUAAGAGCUGUGAAUGUAAACCUCAAUCUCCUGGCCUUGAGGCACACUGGCGACUGACGCUAGAGACUGGCGUUUUUUUUAGCGUCCUUAAUAGCGCGCCCACCUCCCAUGCCUGAGAUGCGGUUUGAGUCUUGCUCGGAAAGAGGCGAGUAGGACCGGAGGGGUUGCAUUGGUGCCAUGACCCAGAUGGGAGUGAGGUUUAGGGGGGUGAGUGUAACGGAGGCCAGCUAGUGAGAGCUGUGCAGGUAAACCUCACUCCCCUGAUGCCUGAGAUGCUGGUUCAAGUCCCACUCGGAGCGGGGCGAGUAGGACCGGAGGCAUUAUUUACAUGCGUUACAUUCAUACGAGUGACAAGUAGAUUGCAGUCGACAGCGCCGACUAGUGGUUUAACAUAGUCGACUACUCGAUUACAAUCCCCAAGUGAAGCUAUUUAUUAGAAACAGUAGAACUGAGUAAAAUUAAAUCUGCAUCUACAUUGCAAUUUAAAUGUACACUACAUUUCCAUAAGGGUUAAUGCUGGCUAAUCUAUUUUGUUUUGGAUCAGACAGUAGUUAUUAAAAUGUCAUUAAAAUGAAAUGUACUUUUUGUUUCAGAUGUUGUAAAUAAAUAUUUGUUUAUCAAA